Molecule: messenger RNA, 2795 nt
Organism: Lytechinus variegatus (green sea urchin)
Lineage: Eukaryota; Metazoa; Echinodermata; Echinoidea; Temnopleuroida; Toxopneustidae
Product: protein FAM151A-like
Exons: 7
Coding region: 107-1741 (544 amino acids)
Source: RefSeq, a predicted model, not a curated record
UCCAACAACUGCCAGGUUUUUCCAUAACCGAGCGACCGAAUUUCGUUACGCAUGUUAGCAAUAGAGGAUUUUCAAUUGUACAUAAUUUGAGUUAACUUAUCAAAAUAUGAUGCUGAUAAAACUUUGCUUCGCGUGUUCAAUACUGGUUAUCUCCAUUUCUCACACAGAUGGGGCAACUCACACAGAAGAUAAUGUACUUGACUUUUUCCCUUCAACCAACGGUGAUGGAUUGAAUGUAAUAUGGGCUCAUGGCGUCAACAGUAUCGCAUCCCUCAACGAGAGUCUUGCAGACGACACCAUGAUGCUAGAAACCGAUAUCAUCCUACGGGGUAUCGGGACUGAAAAUCAAACUAACAUUCCUGUUCACGCGCAUCCUCCCUUGACCGAUAGUGACCUAACCCUUGAACACUUCCUACAGGUCACAACACAGCAUACAGACAAAGGAAUGAAACUUGAUUUCAAGUAUUUGGAAGCUCUUGAGCCUUCCAUGAUUCUCAUAGGAGAUCAUGAAUCAGAACUCAAGGCGCCACUCUGGAUCAAUGCUGAUAUCGUGAUUGGUCCCAAUUCACCACGUGAUCCUGUGCCGCCUCAGCCCUUCAUUGACAUUGCAAAUAGGUACUUUGACAAGACCACAUUAUCACUGGGCUUCACGACAGCUUGGGGUCCCAUGAUGGCCGAUAAGCUCUACACAUGGACCAUGAUCUUCGAUAACUUAUAUUACUCUUACCCUCUGGACCCACAACCAGUCACCUUCCCUAUUCGGGCAGUCUGGUGCAAAACGUCCUGGCCAAAAUUCGUGUGGCUCCUCGGUCUCCGGGAUUCUUUCUCUAUCACGGUGUGGUCGUCAGGGAGCGACAUCGUUGACGUCGGAGGACUCGUUGACCUGCGAACGCACGGUGACACGAGGAGAAUAUUCUACGACCUUCCAGAUCUCCAGAAGGAGGCAUUCUUGACCGCCCUUGAUGAUCCGGAAAGGACGCCCUCACCCCCACUGGACACCGCCUGGGAUCGAGAGCAAUGGAUUGCGUUUGAAAAUCAAGACGGACGAAACUUUGCGUUCCUCAGCACUGAGGGCCUAGGCAUAUCUGGAAACGCUUCUCGAGCAGCAAUUGUUCACUCUAAGAGACAGCACAUGCCUGGGACUGAUGGACCAAUGGCAGUUAGGACAAGAGUUCAGUUCGUGCACAGAUACGAUUCCACAUCGACAGCAACAGUUGACAUCUUCAUCCGUAGCAAAAACCUGGUUGACGACGCGGAAACGCGGGAAAAUAUUUUGGCAGGAAACACGGAUCCAUCGGGGCUGAAAUAUUCUAUUAGCUCAGAUGGUAAAGUUGCAUUUAAUGGAACACAUUUCUCGGAAUCAUUACCUGCCGCAGAAUGCUACAAUGUCCAGAUCUUGGACCAUCUUAACGGGAGCAUGCAGGUGGAUUUCAUCGUGAAGACCUGCAGCGACGCCCUCGAAGACGAUCCCAACGCUGAGCAGGUAAUCAUGUCCUUUCCCGAGAAGGAGAUGGACGAAGGUCAGGAAUACUACGUCAUCGUAAUGAAAACCGGAAGUGGCAAAGACGUCAUCCUUGAGGACCUUCAUGUUGAGGGGUCCCAAGAUCCUGAAGUACUCUACACCACCCCAACUUACACGACCGAUUCACGAGGAGGAUCGCUCCUGGAAGCUACAGGCUGGUUCUCUUUGGUGAUAAGCGCAAUCAUAACAAUUCUUAGUACUAAUUGCACGUUCCUUUGAAUAAAAGAAAAGUAAACAAAAAAAUCAUACGCCAAAGUGGAAAUGGACAAUUUCAGUUUCUUUGCUCCUAUAAUAAUAAUAGUAAUAAUAAUAAUACACUUCUUAUAAAGCGCAUUUCAGACAUGAAAGGACUCUCAAUACAAUUUACAGAAAUAAAAAUUAUACAACAUAAGGAAUUACUUAGAAUAACACUUAAACAACAUCAUCAUUAAUCAGUUAUAUCAUGUAUGGCAUAAGUACUAGGAAAGGACUAUUUGAAUGCUUCAUCAAAGAGAAAAUAUGUUUUAAGUUGUGAUUUGAAAAGUCCAGGAUAAUUUAGUGAUCGGAGAGUACUGGGGAGGGAAUUCCAAAGGGUUGGGGCACUGUAGGAGAAGGACAUUUUGCCAUGCGUCUUAGUCUGGGUACUUGAAGGAGUAGUUGAGUUGAUGAUCUAAGUGUCCUAGAGGGGAUGUACAUGUAUAUAUGGAGAAACAAUUUCAGAAAUAUAUUGAGGGGCAAGACCAUGAACAGCAUUAAAUGUUAUUAGAAGGAUUUUUGAAGCGAAUUCGUGAUUUGAUGGGUAGCCAAUGAAGUUCUUUGAGGAUUGGGGUGAUGUGGUUGCGUUUCUUGGAUCUGCAUGGAGACAAGUCUUGCAGCGGCUGAAUUUUGGAUUCUUUGCAGCAUUGCUAUAUCUUUUUCCGGGGUUCCGUACAGGAGACUAUUAUACAGUUACAACAGCGGCAAUUGAGCAUGUAAAAAUAUCUUCUCCAAUUAAAAUCAAACUUUGGCCUCAAAUUAGCAUAAAGUUGUAUUGAACUUUGAUUUCUUUUGUAUUUACUGACUUAUCUUGGUAAUAAGAUUAAUUGUAAUUUAAGAAAGUUCCCUAAUGUCGACAUGUUUUUUUUUAUAUCACUGCAAAGAAUACCAGGCCCCAGGUCAUUCAAGCGUUAACAUAUAACACAUAAAUAUGGUAUCAAAUUAUUUGGGAGAACAUACUCUUUCAGACCAUAUAUCGAAACAGAGGCGUCGAUCCUGGGGGGGGGCAGGGGUGCGAUCGCCCACCAAUGAAAAUAUU